Molecule: messenger RNA, 860 nt
Organism: Aedes albopictus (Asian tiger mosquito)
Lineage: Eukaryota; Metazoa; Arthropoda; Insecta; Diptera; Culicidae
Product: cuticle protein 16.5
Exons: 2
Coding region: 160-636 (158 amino acids)
Source: RefSeq, a predicted model, not a curated record
GCAAAAUCGAGUCAGCCGAAGCUAAGAAGGGGGUGGAAGCAUAUCUGCCGCAGGAUUCCAAAAUUUAUGAUGGUAUAAAAGUGCAAGCCGUGUACCGGUAGGAUUAUAGUUCGAAAACACACUUCAAUCAGUAAUCACUGAAACCAAUCAUAAGUCAAGAUGUUCACCAAAUUGAUUUGUAUUGCCGCCCUGGCUAUCUCGUGCACCGUUGCCAAGCCGGGAGUCGUUGCUCCGGUGGCCUAUUCCGCCCCGUUGGUUGCUGCUGCUCCAGCUCCUGCUUUUGUGACCGCUCAGAGUUCCCAGGUCGUCGCCCGUAACUACAACGGCAUUGCUCCCCUGGCUUACACCGCUCCCAUCGCAGCUCCUGUGACCUACGCCGCACCAGCUCCGCUGGCCUAUACUGCUCCGGUUGCCAAAGUGGCCGCUCCCGUGGCUUAUGCUGCCCCAGUGGCCAAGGUCGCUGCCCCAGUAGCUUACGCUGCACCGGCUGCUCCUCUGGCUUACGCUGCUCAAUAUGCCACUCCAUACGCCGCGCCUUACGCUGCGCCUUAUGCUGCUCAUCCUUACGUGGCCCCGUAUGCCGCUCCCUUUGCGUCGCCGUAUGCCGCCUACCGUUAUAGCCCGUACGUGCUGUAAAUGGAUGAUUAGCCAAUAAGGACUGAACAUGUGAUAACCAAAACAGAGAGCAGGCUCUAUUAUUGUUGCAGUAGUAUGUUAAGGUCAAUACAAAUCAAUUUGAAUCGAAAGCGAAAUUGUCGAUCCUUUAUGUUGAUAUUACUUCUAAAGUAAAUGGAAGUUUAAUCCUGUCUUGAAUAACUGAAAUAUAGACCCCAGGGAACAUUAGGAAAUAAUCGAAAUCC